CCGCGGGGCGGGGCUCGCGCUCUCCCUGGUAACAGCAGCGCUGCGGGGCCGCGCCCGGCCAGGCCUCCCCCCGCCGCCAUGCAGGGCGAGGACGCCCGGUACCUGAAGAGGAAGGUAAAAGGAGGCAACAUAGAUGUGCAUCCAUCUGAGAAAGCCCUCAUUGUCCACUAUGAAGUGGAAGCAACAAUUCUGGGAGAGAUGGGAGACCCUGUGCUGGGGGAACGCAAGGAAUGUCAGAAAAUCAUUCGGCUAAAGAGUCUAAAUGCAAAUACAGAUAUUGCUUCACUGGCUAGAAAGGUGGUUGAAGAAUGCAAACUCAUUCACCCCUCCAAACUUGCAGAAGUAGAACAACUGCUAUAUUAUCUGCAGAACCGAAGAGAUGCCUCAGCAGGGAAAGAAAAGAAAGAGAAAGCCAGUAAGCCAAAAGAUCCACCCCCAUUUGAAGGAAUGGAGAUUGAUGAAGUUGCCAAUAUCAAUGACUUGGAUGAGUACAUUGAAUUACUGUAUGAGGAUAUUCCUGACAAGGUGCGCGGCUCUGCCCUCAUUCUGCAGCUGGCUAGGAAUCCUGAUAAUUUGGAAGAACUGCUUAUCAAUGAAACUGCCCUGGGUGCACUGGCUAGAGUGCUGAGGGAAGACUGGAAACAAAGUGUGGAGCUUGCUACCAAUAUAAUUUAUAUUUUCUUCUGCUUUUCAAGUUUUUCUCAGUUUCAUGGAAUAAUCACACACUACAAAAUUGGAGCUCUCUGCAUGAAUAUCAUAGAUCAUGAACUGAAGAGACAUGAGCUUUGGCAGGAAGAACUUGCUAAAAAGAAGAAGGCUGAUAUCCUUUUGAAAUACUGGGAUCCUGAAAAUCAAACUCUCAAAAAAGACUGUGAGAAAACUUACAAGAAAUAUCAAGGAUUGGUUGUCAAGCAGGAACAGCUACUCAGAGUUGCACUUUACCUGCUCCUGAAUCUUGCUGAGGACACUCGCACUGAGCUGAAGAUGAGAAACAAGAACAUUGUCCAUAUGUUAGUCAAAGCACUGGACCGUGAUAACUUUGAGCUGCUUAUCCUGGUUGUGUCUUUCUUGAAGAAACUCAGCAUUUUUAUGGAGAACAAAAAUGAUAUGGUUGAAAUGGAUAUUGUUGAAAAACUUGUGAAAAUGGUGCCCUGUGAACAUGAAGACCUGCUGAACAUCACUCUUCGACUCUUAUUAAAUCUCUCCUUUGACACAGGCCUGAGAAAUAAAAUGGUACAAGUUGGUCUGCUUCCCAAACUCACUGCACUUCUUGCAAAUGAAAACUACAAACAAGUAGCAAUGUGUAUUCUGUAUCACAUAAGCAUGGAUGACCGCUUUAAGUCAAUGUUUGCCUACACAGACUGUAUCCCAAAGUUAAUGAAGAUGCUUUUUGAAUGUCCUGAUGAGCGAGUUGACCUGGAACUUAUUUCUUUCUGUAUUAACCUUGCUGCUAACAAAAGAAACGUGCAACUCAUCUGCGAAGAAAAUGGUUUGAAAAUGUUAAUGAAGCGGGCUUUGAAAUUUAAGGACCCAUUGUUAAUGAAGAUGAUCAGGAAUAUUUCACAACAUGAUGGGCCAACUAAAAGCCUGUUUAUUGAUUAUGUUGGUGACUUAGCAGCUCAAAUAUCAAAUGAUGAAGAGGAAGAAUUUGUGAUUGAAUGCUUGGGAACGCUUGCAAAUUUGACCUUACCAGAUCUGGACUGGGAACUUGUGCUGAAAGAAUACAAGCUGGUUCCCUACCUCAAGGACAAACUAAAACCAGGUUCUGCGGAAGAUGACCUCAUUUUGGAAGUGGUGAUAAUGAUUGGAACGGUUUCUAUGGAUGACUCCUGCGCUGCUCUGCUGGCUAAAUCUGGAAUCAUCCCUGCACUCAUUGAGCUUCUAAAUGCUCAGCAGGAAGAUGAUGAGUUUGUCUGCCAGAUCAUCUAUGUGUUUUAUCAGAUGGUGUUCCACCAAGCCACCAGAGAUGUCAUUAUCAAGGAAACCCAGGCUCCAGCAUAUCUUAUAGACCUGAUGCAUGAUAAAAAUGCUGAGAUUUGCAAAGUUUGUGACAACACUCUGGAUAUUAUAGCGGAAUAUGAUGAAGAAUGGGCUAAAAAAAUCCAGAGUGAGAAGUUUCGAUGGCACAACUCUCAGUGGCUGGAUAUGGUGGGCAGUCGGCAGAUGGAUGACAGUGAACAGUAUCUGUAUGGUGAUGAUCGUAUUGAGCCCUACAUCCACGAAGGGGAUAUUCUGGAGAGACCUGACCUCUACUACAAUGCAGAUGGCCUCGUAGCCCCUGAUGGAGCAGUCAGUCCAGAUUUCUUUGGUGAUUACAAUCUUCAGAAUGGAGACCUCAUCGGGCAGCAUCCCUUCUCCAGCAGUACUUCAAUGCGGGAGUGGUGCUUCCAGAACAUGAGUGCUUCAUUGCUAAGAGCUUUUGAAUGUGAGCUUGAAUUUCUCUGUGUCUAGUCUAAAAUAUCCAUAUCAGUACUAAACUAGAGUUCUCUCUUUCCUACUCCUGGAUUUGUAAGUAGUGGUCAUGUUUUCUUCUAGUUGUCACUUUAUAACUUUUUUUCAUACUGUGUUCUCAGAUCUAUGUUUACAGAAAUUAAAUACUGCAACUUGAUCAUGUUAUAACCCAGUUGAGUUGUCACUACUAUGUAUUUUACCAAAUUAUGCUGUUUAGAUGUGGACAGUUACUCUGGCAUUUUUGAAGACCAGGACUCUGAUAAUUCAAGAGGAAGAAAGUUUUUCUGUGACCCGUAUUCAUCAAUACUGUUUUGCUAGAGUGUGUAGAUCUAUGCAUACUGCAGCAUUAAAGGAUUAGGACCCAGCACUGCCCAUAAUAUGGGAAUGUUCAACAUAAGGACAAUAUUCCUCAUAUCAGAUAUUCCAUACUCAGCAACUUCUUUUAUGUGCUUGGGUGCUUACUUGUUAUUAUUCUGUUCUUGGACUGUAUCAGAAGCAGCUUCCAACCGGCGCUCCUUUUUAUCUCCGAACACACAAUGUCCACAGUGCAGCAUACAGUUCUUGCUCCAAAGAGCUAACACUUAAGACCUGAAGGGAACCAAAGACAAGAAGAGAAGUUACUCAUCCAGAGUCAGGUGGCAGAGCUUGGAGUAGAGCAGUGCUCUUCUGACGUCUCUCACAGUGCCCUGAUGACUGGACCACACCACCUCUCCAAGGUGUGUGGUCCGUCAUCACGAAGGAUCGCGUUGCACUUCUUUCAUUGACUGUAAGAGCUGUUUAAUUGCUCUGAACAAUUACCCCAGUAUGCUGAGAGAUUAAAUAGCUGGCUUGGAAACAUUUUAAAGGUGCAAUUUUUUUCAGCAUGCCAUUUAGGAAGAGAGUUUGCAUUGAGGUUUUAAUGCUCUUCAGCUCUUUCGGAACAUAGGAUACUUGGGCCUCUUUCACUUGCAGUUACUUCUCUUCAGUUUCUUGGUAGUUGCUUUUUUGUGUUACUAUAUUCCACCUGCCGUUGGCCUCAUUUAACUGACAUGGUUUAGGUGGCUAUUAAGAAUUUUAAAAUAAUACUAAAAUACUGUAGAAGUUAGCUCAAGUCCUUUGGAAUGUCUUACCAAAAAAGUCCCCCCAAACCUGGGCCUGUCUUUUCUGAAAUGUAACAUUAAUUCCCACGUUGUGUCUGCUGCUCUUAGUCCCUCCAGAUGUGCUACUAGGAAUAGACUGGCUCCCUAGUUACAAGCCAUCUGGGCUCUGUAAACUGAUUUGCACUUAUAUUAAACAAUAAGUGAACAGAAUGCGGAAGAGUUAUUAAAGCAAAUGUACAUUGCUUAUAAAUCUCAAAGUAAAAUAUUAAAAUGCAGUAAAUGGGAAUGGAAUGUGCAAAUGAAGACCUGCUUGGUUUUUAAUGAGUUUAGCUGUGACCUUCUCGAUUUCAAACGAAAUAAAACAAUUUUAUUUUUCUCUUUAAAAAAAAAAAAGAAAAAGAAACUAUAAAGCUGCUUACAGAAGUAUCUGAGACAAAAACAAGGAAAUAUAAUGUUCUAAACUUGACUGGUCCAAACCACUCAAGCUGCUGUGACAGCUCAUAAAACUGAGAGUAGUUUUUAACUGGACUCUGUUUUACGUUGCCAGAGUGAAUUUUCCUUGCAGGAAGUAGCCAGAAGGUUUAUUUAGUUUCCAGACUGCCGCUUUGAUCUUUCCAUUCUGUCACUUCUCAGGUUACAUAGCCCUUUUUCACUGCAGUAAAUCUGCAACAGUUAAUGAGAAUAAAAUUUCCUCCUUCUCACUGAUCGCAUGCUGUUAAAUGCCAAACCACAGCCAGCAGCAUAUUUGCAGAAUUCAGCUGCACUGUACAAAAACAGCACAAUCAGUUUAAUCUUGUUGGUUUUGUAAUUCAUUUUAUUGAGCUUUCCUUUUUCAAGUGACCUAUUUUAUCAAGACAAGCAGUUGCAAGGCCAGACCUGGAAGAAAGAUUUAAAACUGUAAUAAAGUGAAGGGUGUUUUGUAUGCUAUGGAUAAGCAAUGCUCACAGGAUUCAAAACAAAACCCACAAUGAGUAGUUUUUUUUAACCCUGUGUAUCAGUUGCACAUUUAUGGCUAUUAUCAGAACUGAAUAUAUGCUGCAAAUAAGUCUCUGGUAUAAAAACUAACAUUUCAAA
Messenger RNA from Pogoniulus pusillus (Red-fronted tinkerbird), 4604 nucleotides. It is a transcript of the gene KIFAP3, whose product is annotated as kinesin associated protein 3. Gene Ontology annotation, molecular function: kinesin binding. The record is from RefSeq and is a predicted model, not a curated record. Gene Ontology annotation, cellular component: axoneme; ciliary transition zone; kinesin II complex. Bases 79 to 2451 code for a protein of 790 amino acids. Lineage: Eukaryota; Metazoa; Chordata; Aves; Piciformes; Lybiidae. Gene Ontology annotation, biological process: cilium organization; microtubule-based movement. The transcript is spliced from 20 exons.